GGCGCCGUCCCCGAAGUUUGUUGUGGAGCCGGGCGUGCCGGAGGCCUGCGGCGGCUGGGGGACCGGGUCGCGGCGCCACCAUGGCGGUGCGACAGGCGCUGGGCCGGGGCCUACAGCUGGGUCGGGCGCUGCUGCUGCGCUUCACGGCCAAGCCUGGCCCGGCCUACGGCUGGGGACGGCCAGAGCGGCCCGGCCCCGCGGCGGGAUGGGGCCGCGGAGAACGCCCGGGCCAGACCGCGGGACCCGGCGCGGAGGCGCGCAGGCUCGGGCUCGGGCUGCCCGACCGCUACCGCUUCUUCCGCCAGUCGGUGGUCGGGCUGGCGGCGCGGCUCCAGCGACAGUUCGCCGUGCGGGCCCGGGGUGGCGCGGGCCCUUGCGGCCGGGCCGUGUUUCUAGCCUUCGGUCUGGGCCUGGGCCUCAUCGAGGAGAAGCAGGCGGAGGGCCGGCGGGCGGCGGCGGCCUGUCAGGAGAUCCAGGCAGUUUUUACCCGGAAAACCAAGCUGCCGCCAGACCCGCUGGACACCGGCUGGUGGCGAGGCUGCCGGCUGGAGGAGUAUGUGAUAGGGCGGUCUGUCGGCAAGGGCUGCAGCGCUGCGGUGUAUGAAGCCACCAUGCCGGUGCUGCCCCGGAAGCCGCAGGUGGCGGAGGGCAUCGGGCUGCUCCCAGGCCGAGGCCCUGGUGUCACCGCGCAAGAACACGAGCCAGCGCCCCCGGCCCCCGGCUUUCCCUUGGCCAUCAAGAUGUUGUGGAACAUCUCGGCGGGCUCUUCCAGUGAAGCUAUCUUGAGCACAAUGAGCCAGGAGCUAGUCCCAGCUAGUCGAGUGGCCUUGGCCGGGGAGUAUGGAGCAGUCACUUACAGAAAGUCCAAGGGAAGCCCCAAGCAACUGGCCCCUCACCCCAACAUCAUCCGGGUCGUCCGUGCCUUCACCUCCUCUGUACCACUGCUGCCAGGGGCCCUGGUCGACUACCCUGAUGUGCUGCCCCCACGUCUUCACCCCGAAGGCUUGGGCCACGGGCGGACGCUCUUCCUCGUUAUGAAGAACUACCCCUGCACCCUGCGCCAGUACCUUCGCGACAACACCCCAAGCCCCCGCCUCGCCGCCGUGAUGGUCCUGCAGCUCCUGGAGGGGGUGGAUCAUCUGGUUCAACAGGGCGUCGCGCACAGAGACUUGAAAUCUGACAACAUCCUCGUGGAGCUGGACGCAGAUGGCUGCCCCUGGUUGGUGAUCACAGACUUUGGCUGCUGCCUGGCUGAUGAGCGCAUCGGCCUGCGGCUGCCAUUCACCAGCUGGUAUGUGGAUCGGGGCGGAAACGGCUGCCUGAUGGCCCCUGAGGUGUCCACAGCCCGCCCUGGCCCCAGAGCAGUGAUUGACUACAGCAAAGCUGACGCCUGGGCAGUGGGCGCGCUCGCCUACGAAAUCUUCGGGCUCUCCAAUCCCUUCUACGGCCACGGCAGGGCCCACCUGGAAAGCCGCAGUUACCAGGAGGCUCAGCUGCCCGCACUGCCCAAGUCGGUGCCUCUAGAGGCAAGACGGCUGGUGAGGUCGCUGCUCCAGCGAGAGGCCAGCAAGAGACCAUCGGCCCGAGUGGCUGCCAAUGUGCUUCAUUUAAGCCUCUGGGGUGAACACACUCUAGCCCUGAAGAAUCUGAAACUAGACAAGAUGAUCGGCUGGCUCCUCCAACAGUCAGCUGCCACUCUACUGGCCGACAGGCUUACAGAGAAGAGCUGCGUGGAAACAAAGAUGAAGGUGUUAUUUCUGGCCAACCUGGAGUACGAGGCGCUGUGCCAGGCAGCCCUGCUCCUCUACUCCUGGAGAGCGGCCCCGUGAGGGCCCUGCUGCCGCUCAAUUACUAAAAGAACUUCGCAACAUCCGUGUGGUGAUGGUCUGUGAAUGGGCAGGGCUCCCCGGGGUGAGGGCGGGAGGCAGGAGGAAAGACGGCGCCGAGAGGGUCGGUCGGCCCUGGAGAAGGCCCCUGGUUUGGCAGAUAGAAGGAACAGCUCACGUCCAAGUUUAGUCCGUAGCUACUAAUUCACCCUAGCUGUGCGAUUUUAGGUGCCUCACGCAAGCUGUGCGGUCUGAUGGCCCCGCCUGCAGUGUUGACCGGACAGGAGCUGGCAAACACCGACUGUCGCGGCUAUGCCCGUUGCGUAGCGCAAAUGCGCUCUCAGAUAUGUAAGUACGCUGACAUUUGAAUUCCAUGGGUCACUAAAUACUUUUGAUUUUUUCCAACUAUUUGAAAACCCAAAAACCACUUUUAGCUUGCAGGCCAGAAUGGCCCACAAGUCGGAGUUUGCCAACUCUGGUCUAGCCAGAUUCCAAAGGCCUAACUAACUCUAAAAAAGACAUGCUGAUUCCCUUGUGUGUAAAUGCUAAUAAAAUGUGAGAGGGUCGGGGCACACAUCCAAAGGAGCAUGUUCUUUGCAGCAAAUGAGAAGACAGAGUGAAGUGUAAGUUAGCUGCUGGCAAAAAGCCCUUCCUUCCUCACAGACCUCUGUGAAGCCGGUGGCUGAGCUGGUCUGUUAGGUCUGGAGGCGAGGCUGAGGCCCAGACGUGUCCCCCCCACCCCGCAAGAGGGGCCAGGCAAGGCCAUGGCUGUUGGUGGCAGAGCGUGACUCCAGGAAGGGACUGUGGCUUGUUUGAAAGUGGCAGCCACGACCUCAGUCUGCGUGUUUCCUGAGCAAAGGCCGACACCUGCUGGGGUCAGUAUACUUGGGCGUCAGAAUGAAACCACAUCCAGCGAGGCCUGAGAAGGAGGCGGCCUCUGCACUUACUUAAGGGUGCAUUCUGGAAAGCUCUGGAGUGUCUCUGCGGAAGCACUUCCACGGAGCUCCUCCAGCUACUGAAUCGAGUCUAGCAGAGCUGGAAGCAGUGAGAAAAUGGAAGUUAACGUGUAGUGUUUUACUUGCUGACUUGCCUUUUGACCAGCAUUUCUUCUAGAAAUCGUGAAAGAAUUAAAUGCACAUUUACAAAUGAA
Molecule: messenger RNA, 2976 nt
Organism: Hyaena hyaena (striped hyena)
Lineage: Eukaryota; Metazoa; Chordata; Mammalia; Carnivora; Hyaenidae
Gene: PINK1
Product: PTEN induced kinase 1
Exons: 8
Coding region: 81-1829 (582 amino acids)
Biological process (GO): autophagy of mitochondrion; positive regulation of mitochondrial fission; regulation of apoptotic process
Cellular component (GO): mitochondrion
Molecular function (GO): protein serine/threonine kinase activity; ATP binding
Source: RefSeq, a predicted model, not a curated record